CUAAAGAUGAUGACUCGCGAUCAUGCUAACAAGCGAAAACGGACAUUUUAAGGACUGUAAAUAAUGCCAAGAACGACACAAUGCCUUCCCAAAGCUCUGUCCUCCCCUCUUUACUCUUCCUCGUGUCAGUUACAAGGACAAUUUCAUCUAAAUGGGUUGCACAAGGCAGGAGAUGUGGUUAUAGGUGGUCUGUUUCAGAUCCACUUCUUUUCUGUUUUUCCUGACCUGUCUUUUACCUCACAACCACAACAGCCUUCCUGCCAUAGUUAUGAUGUUCUAGGAUUCAGGCAGGCCCAGACCAUGGCCUUUGCUAUUGAUGAAAUCAACAUGAACCCCAACCUGCUUCCUAACGUGACUCUGGGAUACAGUCUUUAUGAUAACUGUAUCAAUCUAGGAAUUGGAUUUCGUGCAGCAAUGUCCUUAAUCAGUGGUCAAGAGGACCAGUUUGUAUUAGAUGAGACCUGUGCAGGAACCCCUCCAGUCAUAGGGGUUGUGGGUGAUUCUUCUUCUACACGCUCUAUUGCUAUUUCCACUGUCUUAGGUUUGUACAGAGUACCUAUGGUGAGUUAUUUUGCCACAUGUUCCUGCCUGAGUGACCGGCAAAAGUUUCCAUCCUUCUUUAGAACGAUCCCAAGUGAUGCUUUCCAGGUGCGUGCUAUGAUUCAGAUCCUAAAACACUUUGGCUGGACUUGGGCAGGUGUGCUCAUCAGUGAUGAUGACUAUGGACUCCACGCUGCUCGAUCCUUACAAUUUGACUUGGCUCAGUCUGGUGGAGGUUGUCUGGCAUACCUAGAGAUUUUGCCUUGGGGCUAUGAACAAACUGAACUAAGGAGGAUUGUGGAUGUGAUGAAGAAAUCCACAGCUCGUGUUGUCAUUGUGUUUGCACAUCUAAAUCACAUGAUUAACCUCAUGGAAGAGGUGGUAAGGCAGAAUGUGACAGGCCUGCAGUGGAUUGCCAGUGAAGCUUGGUCAGCAGCUGCUGUGUUCCAGACACCCCGCUAUAUGCCUUACCUGGGCGGCACACUGGGCAUCACCAUCCGUCGAGGAGAAAUAACUGGACUUAGGGAUUUCCUCUUACAAUCACGCCCUGAUCUACACCACAACACCAGUUCAGGAAAUAGCACUGUAAACCAGUUUUGGGAAUACACAUUUCAGUGUAGAUUUGCACCACCUCCAGCUGGUUGGGUUGAAGCUGGCGGAGCAAUAUGCACUGGACAAGAAGAUCUAGAGAAAGUGGACACUAAGUUUGUGGAUGUUUCUAACCUCAGGUCAGAGUAUAACGUGUACAAGGCUGUGUAUGCUUUGGCAUAUGCCCUUGAUGAUAUGCUGCAGUGUGAGCCUGGGAGAGGGCCUUUCAGUGGGAACACCUGUGGUAAUUUAAAAGGAUUGGAGCCAUGGCAGCUUGUGUAUUACUUGCAAAAGGUGAACUUCACCACAGCCUUUGGUGAUCAUGUAUCAUUUGAUGAGAAUGGUGAUGCCUUACCAAUAUAUGAUAUCAUGAACUGGUUGUGGCUCCCUGAUGGAAGAACUAAACUUCAAAAUGUGGGUGAGGUUAAAAAGUCGGCCUUCAAAGGUGAACCACCCCGGUCAGUGUGCAGUGAGAGCUGUCCUCCAGGUACUCGUAUGGCCAGAAAAAAGGGGCAACCUGUGUGUUGUUUUGACUGCAUCCCUUGUUCUGGGGGAAAAAUCAGCAAUAUGACUGACUCCAUUGAGUGCACCAGUUGUCCUGAGGACUUCUGGUCCAGCCCCCAGCGUGACCACUGUGUUCCUAAAAAGACAGAGUUCCUCUCCUACCAUGAGCCUCUGGGUAUCUGCUUGACAGCCACCUCAUUGCUGGGCACAUGUAUCUGUGCUGUUGUCCUGGGCAUCUUUAUCUAUCAUCGCACAACGCCUAUAGUACGAGCCAACAAUUCAGAGCUUAGUUUCCAGUUACUGUUGUCACUGAAGUUAUGUUUCCUGUGUUCACUGCUGUUUAUUGGUCGUCCCAGGCUUUGGACAUGCCAGUUAAGACAUGCAGUAUUUGGGAUCAGCUUUGUGCUUUGUGUCUCAUGCAUUCUGGUGAAAACCAUGGUGGUUCUGGCUGUGUUCAAGGCGUCCAAGCCAGGAGGUGGAGCCAGUCUGAAGUGGUUUGGCACUAUGCAGCAGAGAGGAACAGUUAUUGUUCUUACUUCUAUUCAAGCAGCAAUUUGUACUGUCUGGCUUUUAUCUGCCUCACCAACCCCUCAUAAAAACUAUCAAUACUACAAUGAUAAAAUAGUUUAUGAAUGUGUAGUUGGGUCUACAGUUGGUUUUGCAGUUUUACUGGGCUACAUUGGCUUAUUAGCUGUCCUCAGUUGUCUGAUUGCAUUUAUAGCAAGAAAUCUUCCAGAUAGUUUCAAUGAGGCCAAAUUUAUUACUUUCAGUAUGCUGAUCUUCUGUGCUGUUUGGGUGGCCUUUAUUCCUGCUUAUAUCAGCUCACCAGGCAAAUAUGCAGAUGCAGUAGAGGUGUUUGCCAUCUUAGCCUCCAGUUAUGGCCUCUUGGUGGCGCUGUUUGGACCCAAAUGCUACAUAAUCCUGCUGAGACCAGAGAGGAACACAAAGAAAGCAAUCAUGGGUCGGGGAGUAGAGUAA
Larimichthys crocea (large yellow croaker) is the source of this 2610-nucleotide messenger RNA. Its product is annotated as extracellular calcium-sensing receptor-like. The record is from RefSeq and is a predicted model, not a curated record. Lineage: Eukaryota; Metazoa; Chordata; Actinopteri; Sciaenidae. The transcript is spliced from 10 exons. Gene Ontology annotation, molecular function: G protein-coupled receptor activity. Bases 64 to 2610 code for a protein of 848 amino acids. Gene Ontology annotation, biological process: G protein-coupled receptor signaling pathway. Gene Ontology annotation, cellular component: plasma membrane.